Molecule: messenger RNA, 5847 nt
Organism: Galeopterus variegatus (Sunda flying lemur)
Lineage: Eukaryota; Metazoa; Chordata; Mammalia; Dermoptera; Cynocephalidae
Gene: ABI2
Product: abl-interactor 2
Exons: 11
Coding region: 91-1497 (468 amino acids)
Cellular component (GO): lamellipodium
Molecular function (GO): SH3 domain binding
Source: RefSeq, a predicted model, not a curated record
AGAGCCCUAGAAGAAACCAAAGCCUACACCACCCAAUCCUUAGCAAGUGUUGCCUAUCUGAUAAACACCUUGGCCAACAAUGUCCUGCAGAUGCUGGAUAUCCAGGCAUCCCAACUACGAAGGAUGGAAUCUUCAAUCAAUCAUAUCUCACAAACAGUUGAUAUUCAUAAAGAGAAAGUUGCAAGAAGAGAAAUUGGUAUUUUGACUACCAAUAAAAACACUUCAAGGACACAUAAGAUUAUUGCUCCAGCCAACCUUGAACGACCAGUUCGUUAUAUUAGAAAACCUAUUGACUAUACAAUUCUAGAUGAUAUUGGACAUGGAGUAAAGUGGUUGCUUAGAUUUAAGGUGAGUACCCAGAAUAUGAAGAUGGGUGGGCUGCCACGUACAACACCUCCAACUCAGAAACCCCCCAGUCCCCCAAUGUCAGGGAAAGGGACACUUGGGCGGCACUCCCCCUAUCGCACACUGGAGCCAGUGCGUCCUCCAGUGGUACCAAAUGAUUACGUACCUAGCCCAACCCGUAAUAUGGCUCCCUCGCAGCAGAGCCCUGUGAGGACAGCUUCUGUGAAUCAAAGAAAUCGAACUUACAGCAGCAGUGGGAGCAGUGGUGGAAGCCACCCAAGUAGUCGGAGCAGUAGUCGUGAGAACAGUGGAAGUGGGAGUGUGGGAGUUCCUAUUGCUGUUCCUACUCCAUCUCCUCCAAGUGUCUUUCCAGCCCCUGCUGGCUCUGCUGGCACUCCUCCCCUUCCUGCUACUUCUGCAUCUGCCCCUGCCCCUCUUGCUCCUGCUACUGUCCCUUCCUCCACUGCCCCAGACGCUGCUGCUGGGGGUGCCCAGACCCUGGCUGAUGGCUUCACUUCUCCAACUCCCCCUGUUGUUUCUUCCACUCCCCCUACAGGUCAUCCUGUUCAGUUCUACAGCAUGAAUAGGCCUGCCUCUCGUCAUACUCCUCCAACAAUAGGUGGCUCGUUGCCCUAUAGACGCCCUCCUUCCAUAGCUUCACAAACAAGCCUUCAGAAUCAGAUGAACGGAGGACCUUUUUAUAGUCAGAAUCCAGUAUCUCUUGCUCCUCCUCCUCCCUCCAUCCUACAGGUAACUCCUCAGUUACCUUUAAUGGGAUUUGUGGCCAGAGUCCAAGAAAAUAUUUCAGAUACACCACCUCCACCACCACCUGUGGAAGAACCGGUCUUUGAUGAAUCCCCACCUCCACCUCCUCCCCCAGAAGAUUAUGAAGAGGAGGAAGCAGCUGUGGUUGAGUAUAGCGAUCCUUAUGCUGAAGAGGACCCACCGUGGGCUCCAAGGUCUUAUUUGGAAAAGGUUGUGGCAAUUUAUGAUUAUACAAAAGACAAGGAAGAUGAGCUGUCCUUUCAGGAAGGAGCCAUUAUUUAUGUCAUCAAGAAGAAUGAUGAUGGUUGGUAUGAGGGAGUUAUGAAUGGAGUGACUGGGCUCUUUCCUGGGAAUUAUGUAGAGUCUAUCAUGCAUUAUUCCGAGUAAAGCUCAGAGGGCUGGGCUUUUCUCACAGGAAUAGUCAGGUCUUCCCAGAUUAUCUGAAGGCCCUGGGGAUUCCCCUCCAGUGAAAUAGAAUGAAGGAUACAAAUGAUAAAAACUACUUUUUUUUUUUUUUGAUUUAUCCCCCAGUAUUAAAACAGAAACAAAAAAGCAAGCUGAGUCUGAACAGAUGGAUCUUUUUGCCAUCAUUUGUACUAUGCUGAACUGUCUGGAUUGAAAUAAAGUGACUGUUUCUGAAUAUGUCAAAGGUGUAACAACAUAAUUAUGUAGCUAAAACAAAUCUGAUUAAGACUGAUUCAGAAAAAAAUUCUGGGAUCUUUCUCAGGAAUACUGUCCACCCUUGGGAUUUCUCCUCCUGCAGAGUCUGUGGCAUUGGAUGGUCUUCAUUGCCUGUGCUGAGCGGUUAACCUCAUGGCCCAGUGGGUACCUUAGCCCCGCACUUUCUUCCACUUGUAUGAGGAGGAGGCUGCCAAUAUUUAAAUAUCAUACUUAACCAUUUUUACAAUGUUUCAGAUGGCUUUUUUCCUUUUAACAUUGUAAAUUCUGCAUUCUCUCAACACUUGAAUGCACCAAAUGAGUUAAUGCUGAACUCACUUGCAUCCCUUCGUGUUUCUCAGUUUAUAGAUUAUAAGGAUGAUGAAAUGUGAAAGUCUCCAAACAUUCCAAGGGUGGUUAACAAUUGCCACAGUUUUGUUUUAAUGUGCUGCUGUGUGAGACUGCAUUGCCGCUAAUGGCCAGUGUACCAGGUGUGAAGUGUGGUAGGCGGUUCAUAUGCUGAGGUAGGUGUGCGGAGCCAGACGCGAAAGUUCCUGAGGUUCUGAAGAGACAGAACUGUACAAGUGUUCUCCUCAACAGGCAUCUUGAACCUUUGCCUUAGGUGCUAUUUUGAGGAAUAGGAUCUAAAAGGUCAAACCAAUUACUACUAUUCUUUCACUAUUUAGAAAAACACUAUUCUUUUUUGGAAGAGAACAGCCGUUAUUUUCAAGUCUCUUGUUAGUCACUGGGAAUAAAAGGCCUGCUACUGUGCUCUCUGAAUGUUAUUAAUGGUCAGUGUUAGCUGCCACUGAGUCAUUUACUCACUCAGCUCUGGAAAAGGUAAAUACUCUCCUAAUUUUGUGAUUGGACUCUGAAGUAGCUCUUAGUAAGAAUUUGAACCUUAUAUCUCAGAAUAAGAAGACAAUAUUAAUAAGAUUAAUAAGAUUAAUAGGCCCAAUCUUAAUCUUGGAUUUCAUCAUCACUUCUGUAAUCAGUAUAAGAAAUGAUGAGAAAAUCCAGGAUGGUUCACUGCUCAGUAAGCGAAUACUGUGAUGAUGGCCAGCUGAUGGUCAGGCCCAAACCUGCCAACGUGGGUUCUUCCCAGCUUUGCCAGGUUACUUCCCUGUGCCAGGCGAAAGGGGACAGGCAAUAGCUCCAUGUAUUUCAAAUGUAGGCCUUGAAUAUAACGGGUAGUGCAGAUAGAGGAACUUGAUUGAAAAAUGAAUGUGUGUAGUAGUGUGUGAGGAAAUUCAGAUGGUGUAGGCAGAAGUUAAUGUGCCACUUGUAAAUCUGUUAGCUGAGCAUAGAAGUUCAUUACCAUUUAACUGAGACCCUGCUAUAGUUUCCCUAUCAAGGUAACUUUUUUUGUGUUUUUAAAGUUGUAGUUUUUAAGAAACACAUUGCAACUUAGCUUAGCUGUUUUUCUUUUAGAUUUUCCCAACACUUUGGGUUAAGCUUUCAUUAACUUGCCUCCAGUAUAACGUUCUACUUUACGCUUUUGUUAGGUCAUCUUGACAUCCCUUAUUCUGCAUUUUCCUUCAGAGUAAUGGCCCUGACUGUCCUCUGAGCCUUUAGCUCCAUUAUGAACCCAAAUACUUGCAUAGAUUAAACUCUUCUUAGUACUGGUGUAUAACUAGGAAAAAAUUUAAAUUAGAUCUUCCAGUUAUUUGCUUAAAUAGAUUUUUGCUGAGAAAGCUUAGUAGUUUAAUGUGGCAGAAGGUAUUUUGAAAUCCAACAAAUAGUUCCCACAGCUCACAACCACAGGAGAGAAGACAACUGUACAGAAAGCAGAGUUGGUGGCAGUCAGCAGAAAUGCAGCCUGUCUGUUGGACCCCUGCUGGAUUGGGGAGUACUGAAGACACUGGUGAAGUCCUUUAUACUGAAGACCCGCAGCAGGGGGAAUCCAUGGGUCAGCUGAUUUAUUUUCUAUACAUGUGACUUUAGUUUUACAAAUACUACCUGUUGGAUUUUCUGCAUAUUUUUAAUUUUUGUAGAGUGUUAAAGUCUAUACAUUGUCUUGGAAGGAUACUAUGUAAUGAUUAUGGGCCAGGCCUACAGUAAUUGGAGACUUUUAACGUAUGUAAUAUUUCAUAGAUUGCAUGCUAUUAAUAGUCUGUGAGGGUAGUAUUUCCUGUCUUAUUAUAAGUUUCCUCCAUUUAUCUUUUUAUAAACUAAAAGAUGGUAUUAGGAAUUCCGAAAGAAUGCAGAAAUUCUUAAUGCUAUACUGUUGAUAUUUUAGCAAUGAUGAUCCAAGUCUAGAAUCUGCUGACCAGUGAGCAACCAUUUUAUCUGGGUAGUGGGACUCUAAUGGGAGUAGGAUUGUUCCCUCCUGAAGUGUUUUUGACUUUCUACUUCCUUUUUUCCUUUAUAGGAAAAAAAAAAAGUGACUGAAUAUUCCCCCCUCCCGUCCUUUUGUUUGGGUAUCACUAUUUGAAAGUCCAUGGGUAUGAAUGAAAAUACACUUUCUUGCUGUCCUUGACCUUAUGGCCAAGGCAAUAAAUCAUAAACAAAAAUGGUGCCAGUGUGUCAAAAUCUAGACCUGAGAGAUCUAGACCUUCAGCCUGCUGUGUUUGGAACAAAUAUGAAUCUUUUAAAAUGUCUUGUUCCCAGUAUUUUCCAUCUUUUGGCUACUCCUUUUCUGUCUUCCUCAGAGGCACCUGCUGUUCCCAUCUUAGGGUAGGCAAGGGCCUGCUAAUUUUGCUGUUUAUUGCUCAGCUAGAGAGAAUGUUUUAUGCAUAUUUAUAGUGAUGUCUGUAGUAAACCUGUGCUCCUUAGCAGUUUUAUGUUGAUUAAAGAAUAAGAUUUUUCUGUUUGGGAUUCACCAAAAAUCUUUUUGUUUUCAUUUUCUUUUGGCUGGUGACCUUUCUGCAUUAAGAACUGUUCUCUUAUCUUUUAUUACCUGAAGGCCACCUUUACCUUUGAAAAGGGUUUGAUGGAGGAAUUGCAGGUGGACUGCCAAGUAAUUGAAAAGUAUUGAGAUCUGUUCACUUCUGAACUUCUUUGGUGAGGAACUCCUGAUUGGUGUUGAAGUGAUAAUUUUGCCUACACAAUUUACUUAGAAUCAUAGAAUUUUAGAGCUAGAUGAGAUUUAAACAUUUUUUUAUUCAGUCUCAUUUGAAUGAUGAGGAUAGAUGUUUCUUUUUAGAUGAACAGCUAGUUAGUAAUGGUAGGGUUCCUGACUCAAUGCCCAGUACUCUUCUCCACUGUACCACAACUGUCUUAAUUAAAUGUGCUGUAUUUUUCUUUAGAAAUUGAGUUCUACUUGAUGUUUUCAGGAUUAUACUUGAAGGAGAUAUGCCAUGUUUUGAUAAAUACCAUCAGAGUAUUUGGACUGUUGUUUAAAGGCGUGUACUAAAUGCAGCCUUAAUUAGCAAAAAUAAUCUUCAUCUACCCCUUCUAAAACUAUACUCAGUAUAAACACUUUUUCCCAUAAGGUGUGUGUGUGUAGCAAAAAUAUGUUGUUUGUCCCUGGCAGGAGUGCAGCACAGCAAACAGCCUUAUUUGAGAGAGCCUUAUAAAACAGUUAUAAAUGGAGGCAUUGAGCUCAUUAGCUGUAAGUUUAUUUUAUGCUAACUUUGUUCCUAUUCUGUUGAGUCUCAUAAUUUAAAAAAAAAAUUAUGAAUGAAACGACAGGGCCUAGCUGUGUAUAAAUGAUCCUUGCUAAAUAAAGUUUUUUGUAAGAAAAAAAAAAACCCAACAAAAAGCUUAUUUUCACAUUAAAAUGAAACCUCUUUUGCAACUUCAGAAUUCUAUGGAAAAGCAGUUUUUAUCAUAUUUUGUGUCCAUGUACCUUUUUCCUUAACAAAAAGGUUUACAACAAAGAAUGUAAACAAUUUGUGAUCUGGCCAGUUGUACUUUUUAGCUCCCGGAGGGAGAGUUGGUGGUGUUAUGGGUUGAGUAUAAAAACCGUUCAGGAAAACUUGAGGGAGCAGUCUGUUGCCAGUAAUGUUUCUUUUGUGUGCCAUUAAACCACCUCCAGAUGAGUGGGGGAACAUUCACUUUUUAAUUUUUUAAUUGUAUUUGGAAUUAACUGUUGCUGUGUACUAAGAACUUGACCUAAAUAAAAUCCCACGAAGUAUA